This is a messenger RNA of Leptopilina heterotoma, 1677 nucleotides long. RefSeq names its product ovalbumin-related protein X-like. The record is from RefSeq and is a predicted model, not a curated record. The coding region runs from base 261 to 1511 and encodes 416 amino acids. The transcript is spliced from 9 exons. Gene Ontology annotation, molecular function: serine-type endopeptidase inhibitor activity. Lineage: Eukaryota; Metazoa; Arthropoda; Insecta; Hymenoptera; Figitidae.
CCAUAAUGAUGUUUACAUUUCUGACAGUGACACAUUGCUUCCAAAUGUUUUAGUUUCUUCGUUCUUUACAUAGUUAUAGUUUUUACAAUUUGUUUAUAACAAGAAGUAGUACAAACUGAAGAAAAAAAGGAGGAUUACUAUCUAAACCUGAAUUAUAUCUAAGCUACAAUAUCAGGAAGGUCAACAAGAUCAGUAUUUUUAGUUAUAUAAUUUAUGGUACCAAGUUUUAAUCUCAGCAAUUCGAAAAGUCUCAGUCACAUAUGGUUGCAGUAAGAAUUUUUACGCUCUUAGUAAUACACUUGUCAUUAGUUUCUAUAGCAUUUGCAAUCGGAUUUUCUUUUGACUCUAAAAUGGAAUUUGAGAAAGUUGCAAAUUUAUGCGAUGAAGUAUGUUUAGCGUCUCGUAAAUUUUCCAACAGUUUGCAUAAGACUCUAACUACAGACACGGAGGAGAAUGUGGUUAAUUCACCUUUCAGUUUGCACACUAUUUUAUCUCUGCUCUCACUUGGAGCCGAAAAUGCAACUGCAGUCGAAUUGAAAUCAGGUCUUUUUCAUCCUGAAACAAAUUUAGAAAGUGGAAUUAAAGGCCUUUUAGCUCUAUUUAAUAGUGUAAAAGAUGUGGACUUUAGUGUCGCCAAUAUAAUUUAUGUUCAAGAGGACUUACACUUAAAUCAUGAAUUUACAUCUAAAAGCGCAGAAAUAUUUGGGUCUAGCGUUGUACAAGUUGAUUUUAAGAAAGCCUCAAAUGCUGUGGAACGAAUUAAUUCUUGGAUUAUUGAGAAAACUAGGAACAAGAUAAAGGACUUGAUAUCAUUGGAUGAUAUCAGCGAUGAUACUCGGCUUUUAAUGAUAAAUGCUGUGUAUUUCAAAUGUUCAUGGAAACAUAAAUUCGAUCCAAAAUUAACAAUGAAGCAGAAUUUUUAUAACACAAAAAACAAUGUUAAACAAGUUAGUAUGAUGCAUAUGAAUGCACAUUUUUCUCACAGGACUUCAGCAGAUUUAAAUGCAAGAAUUUUGGAAAUUCCUUACCAGAAUGCCGAUUUCUCAAUGGUAAUAAUUUUACCAAAUGAUGUUAAUGGCUUGCAAUCUUUGGAAGAGAAUUUUGAGUGGGACACAAUAUUUAAUGCUCCUCUGCGUAACUCCAAAGUGGAACUUUUUUUACCUAAAUUUAAAUUAGAACUAAAAGUGAGCUUGAAAGAAACUUUAAAAAAGAUGGGAAUAAGUAAAAUAUUUCAAGAUGAUGCUGAAUUUAAUGGAAUAUCAAAUGUACCACUCAAAGUAAGCCAUGUUAUACAGAAAGUCUUCAUUGAAGUUGAUGAGGAGGGUUCCGAAGCUGCAGCAGCUUCAGGUGUCCAAAUGAGGUUACGUAGAAGCAUUGACGUUGACGAACCUGAGGAAUUUCGAGUAGACCGACCAUUCUCAUUCAUUAUUCUUUAUAAACCAAUUAACAUUCCUCUCUUUGUUGGCAGCAUUCGUGAUUUGGAAGCAGUUAUUGAAAAAGACGAACUUUAAGAUUUUAUAUACGCAUUUUUUGUAAAAUUUUAUAUACAUGAUCAAAGAUAUUUUUAAGUUAGCUUAAAACGAUAUUGAUAUGUCCAUAUUAUGUUUAUCUAUAAUGUAAGGUAAAGGGUUAAUGGCUUAAAACAUAAAUACGUAAAUAAAAUCUAUUCUAAUUUUA